AUGGGUCCGAAUAGCGAUCUGGUACAGGUAACGGUGGAAGUGCCCAGGCCGCCAUCCGCCUGGCGGGAGCAGUUUCGCUACUCGACCAUUCCUGGUGAACAUCAGCGCAGACGACCACGAUGGACAGACCUCUUACUCCCACGCAGAAUUCUUGCAGAAGCAGAGGGGGGAAACGAAUGGAUCAAAGGGGCAGUAAUAUGUACUUGGAUCACCGGCACGAUUCUAGUCAUCAACAUUAUCAUGACGAUCACGGCAUUACUCAUUGCAUAUGUCCAACAACCGAACCGACGGACGAACCGCGCCCAGUUUGAAAUGGCGGAACUAUAUAGCGGGCAAUGCGCGCGAUCCAGCCAUUGGGCGACGGGAUUGCACGUGGUAAUCAACGCAUUGAGCACCAUCCUUCUUGGGGCUAGCAACUACGUGAUGCAGUGCCUGGGGGCACCGUCCCGAGCCGAUGUCGAUCGGGCUCAUGCUAAGGCCCGUUGGCUUGAUAUUGGGACAUUCAGCCUUCGCAACUUUGCAGUCAUGGACCGGCGACGGAAGAUUCUGUGGGUGUUGCUUCUGAUCAGUUCCACCCCCAUCCAUAUGAUCUACAACUCGGUCAUCUUCUCAUCCAUUUCAACCCUCGAGUACGGGAUGUUUAUAAUUCCAAACGAUCUUUCCCCCACGGAAUCCUUGAUCAGCAACGACACCACCAGCCGCGACACCUUCUUGUCGGAGGUUGGGUCCGAUGCUGCAGUCGUCCGAGCCCAGAUCUUCAAUGGCACCUUUAUCAACGCGACGACUGCGGAUUGCAUUGCCAAGUACAAUGUCGAACACAACACGAAGUACGGCACGCUCAUCUACGUUGCAGAUCGAGAAUAUUUUCACAACACUAGCAGCCUGCAGGUGGAGGGCUAUCAGGCGGCGGGAUACCUUGGAUCGAGCUUUGGUCUAUACUCUGUCUACGAGUAUAUGCAGGGUAUUCAAAAUGAGACUGAGGCCAAACAGAUCCAGACAGGAAAUCUGACGCUGGUCGAUAGUUAUUGGAGUUAUCGCGUGUGGAACUACUCUCUACCUGAUCCUGCAUAUGACGGACAUGACUACGUCCGUCACUUCAAUCUCCGCGAUACCACUUUUUCCAAUAUAUACGCGGUAGCCAACGGCAGCUUGAGCAACGACUUGCUGCUCCUUGCGGAAUUCAAUCUUGCCUAUAAUCCGUCUGAGGGAGCCUUGCGCGAGUACCUGAACACCCCGUCUCAUUGGAAAAACAGCUCUUGGGCAGCCGGGAUCACCUUCGAGCUAAACGGGACUGGCAUCCUCACUCAAUACACAUACAUCGAUGAGACGGGUGCGCGAGACGUCCCUGUAUCUCAUUGCCUCAUCAAAGAAGAGGAACAGCGCUGCCAGCUCUUCUUCAGUCCUCCAAUCGCAAUCGUCGUCAUUAUUUGCAAUAUCACCAAAGUCAUCUGCAUGUUGCUGACCGCCCGGGUCAAGCGCACUGACCUCUUGCUAAGAGUAGGCGAUGCGCUGGCCUCAUUUCUUACCCGACCUGAUCCUACUACUCUUGGACGAUGUCUGAUCUCUCGUGCCGAGGUCACGCGUCGGCCGCAAGCCUGGCGUCUCUCCGCGAUCAGGCUCGGUCGACCGACAGGAUACACACUGCAGCAACGAGCACCGAGCCCAGAUUCGCAGCCGCUGGACGACCUCUCGCCAAGAUUCAAACCGGCAACCCCAAAGAUCUACCCCCUCGUUCUCCCUCCGCGCAAAAGAUGGUACCAAGCGGCCAGCUGGACACGCUGGACGGUAGUUUUGACCUUCUUUGUCGCCUGCAUCACCACAUCAAUCUGGCUUGUCAGCUACGCCGUCGUCCAAAGCGCCGGCGACUUUGACUCCGCCAUGGACCUCGGCUUCGCGCAAACCAGCGCAAGCACCAUGAUUGAGUAUCUCUCACGCAACAUGAUCGCGCUCGUGCUUCUCGCCAAUACGCCGCAGAUAGUGCUCUCCAUGCUCUACUUCCUCGUCAACGGCGUGUUGACCUGCAUGCACGUGGCGGCCGAAUGGGACGGGUACGCGCGGCACCGUCGCCCGUUGCGUGUCUCGUGGCCGCGCGGCCAGCAACAGUCCAGUUAUUAUCUGAGCCUGCCGUAUCAGUACAGCGGUCCUCUCCUUGUGCUGUCCGCCACGCUGCACUGGCUCCUCUCACAGAGCAUCUUCUUCGUGAACAUCAAGGUUUACAACGUGUACGGCGAAGAGGACGAGCAGGGUUCCUCCCGCGGAUGUUGCUAUUCCCCGAUGGCGAUGUUCAUCACGCUCUGGGUCGGGCUCUUGGGCCUGGGGCUGCUGCUCGCGGUGGGCGCGCGGCAGUUCAAGUCGCACAUGCCGCUGGCGACGCAUUGUAGCGCGGCCAUCAGCGCGGCGUGUCAUCCGCCUCCAGCGGAUGAGGGCGCUGCAACGAAGCCCUUGAUGUGGGGGGAGAUCCCUCGAGAGGGGGUGGAGGAGGUCCCCGAGGUGACGGAGUAUCCUUAUCCGCACCCGCAUCCGCACCCAGGCAAAGAGGUCGGCGAUGGCGCGGGGUACGCGCACUGUUCGUUCACGUCUUUGGCUGUUGUGACGCCUAAUCUGGUGCGAUUGUACUGUUAG
Molecule: messenger RNA, 2622 nt
Organism: Aspergillus homomorphus CBS 101889
Lineage: Eukaryota; Fungi; Ascomycota; Eurotiomycetes; Eurotiales; Aspergillaceae
Exons: 2
Coding region: 1-2622 (873 amino acids)
Source: RefSeq, a predicted model, not a curated record